AUGGAGCAUCUUCGUCGCGAGGCCCCAGGGGGUAGCGAGAAGAGGGCUAGGCAUGAGGGCAGCUACAGUGACUCCCGCCACAGGUCUAAAGAUUAUCAUGACAGGGCCGAACGACGAUUUCGACAGGGUCAGUCUAACAGACCUACACAGGCCUCUCUUCAGUCAUUAGAUGGUGGUCGGAGUGAGGCUAGUUCGAGUCAGGGCCGCAAGGUGUUUCAGUCGGGUUCUUCAGGCCAUGGUAGUCGUUCUUCUUGGAUUCGACCUCGACAGGAUUGGUAUGAGUGUGGUGAGAUGGGUCAUUGGGCCAGGGACUACUGUCAGCAUUGCCGGAUUGCUCCCGUUCCUCAUGCAGCUACCCCAGCUUUACCAGCACCGCCAGCUAGAGGCCGUGGUCAGGGUCAGGACCAUAAAGUAGGCCAGCAGGCUCCAGCGAGAGCGGAGACUGAGGUAUCAGACGAUGUGAUCACAGGUACGAUUCUUUUAUGCCAGCAGGCCUCCUUGCCUUUAUUUGAUCCGAGCUCUACCUUUUCGUAUGUUUCUGUUUACUAUGCCUCUCGAUUGAGUAUGAUGUCUGAGCCUCUGGUAGCGCCGUUGCGUGUGUCGAACCCUGUGGGUGAGUCUUUAGUAGUGGAUCAGGUAUUUCGAUCUUGCCUGGUUACUAUCCAGGGGCGUGACACCCGGGAUGAUCUUAUAUUGCUUGACAUGGUUGAUUUCGAUGUGAUUCUGGGCAUGGACUCGUUAUCCCCUUAUCACGCUGUUUUAGAUUGCUUUUCAAAGACCGUUACCUUAGACAUUCUUGCUAUUCCUCCGGUGUCAUAG
Molecule: messenger RNA, 819 nt
Organism: Solanum tuberosum (potato)
Lineage: Eukaryota; Viridiplantae; Streptophyta; Magnoliopsida; Solanales; Solanaceae
Exons: 2
Coding region: 1-819 (272 amino acids)
Source: RefSeq, a predicted model, not a curated record